This is a messenger RNA of Bombus terrestris (buff-tailed bumblebee), 1393 nucleotides long. Its product is annotated as serine hydrolase-like protein. Lineage: Eukaryota; Metazoa; Arthropoda; Insecta; Hymenoptera; Apidae. The transcript has a single exon. The record is from RefSeq and is a predicted model, not a curated record. The coding region runs from base 405 to 1292 and encodes 295 amino acids.
AACAUUUCAUUCCUAACUUUAAUUAUCAAAUGAUAAAAUGUAAACAAAAAAAAUGUUAAAUUAUGUUCUUUACAGUAUUCUGUAAUAGUGUGAAUAUGAGAUAUAUAUUCCUGAUAUGGGAUUUAUCUAUCAAGUAAUACACUUAAUAUUUUAUGAAUACGAUUAGUACAUUCUAUUACUACGUUAAAUAUUUGUGACUUAUAAAACUAUCAUUAGUUUUGAGCUUUGGACUCUAAUAAUAUACGUAUAUAAUUUACAACGGCAAUUAUUUUUGUUGUAGUAUUUUUAUAUAAUUACAGUUAAGAUUAAUCGUAAAUAAGAAUUUUUAGUCCUACAGAACAUAAAGGAAGAUAAAAUAACAAAGGGAUUAUUUUGUAUAAAGUAAAUAUUUUAAUAAAAUUAAUAUGAAUCAAAAAAGAACAUCAAUAGAAGUGAAAUUCCCAGUACCGUGGGGUCAUAUUGCAGGCAAGAUCUAUGGAUCUCUGAAAGAAAAAAGAGUUCUAAUGGUGCAUGGUAUUUUAGACAAUGCUGGUACAUUUGACAGGUUAAUUGAACACCUUCCACAGAAAUACCAAUAUGUGAAUAUAGAUUUGCCAGGACACGGACUCUCAUCUCCAAUGCCACCUGGAAUGCCAUUGCAUUAUUUUGAUUAUGUCCAUUCGAUAUUGUUUGUUUUGGAUGCACUAAAAUGGCAAACCUGUAUAUAUAUUGGACACAGUUUUGGAGCUCAUAUUGCAUCAUAUUUCAGUAUUUUGUACCCUGGAAGACUUGAAAAAAUUGUAGCACUCGAUGGAUUUCUACCUUUUGUGGUUAAGGAUAUUGUUCCUUAUAUUCAAGAUGUAUAUAAUUUAAACGCUUAUACUAAAGAUUCUAAUAUACUUUAUACUAAAGAUGAAAUUAUGUAUGCUUUGCAAUUUAAAAGAUUUGAGACAUUAAGAAUGGAGGCUGCAGAAGCUUUAUUCAAACGUGCAGUCAUUAAGGUUGGUGAUUUGUACAAAUUUAAUCGUGAUACAAGAUUAAGACAUGUUGUUAGACCAUUUUUUACAAUGGAGCAACACAAGGAAAUUUUUAAAAAGUAUACAACUAAAACAUUAAUAAUUAUAGCGGAUAAUUCCGCACGAGUAAAUAUUUUGUUGCAAAUUGUAAAAACAUUACCAUCAAUUACUAACAAAACUGAUCUUUUUACUGUAAUUCAAGUCAGAGGAAAUCACGAUGUACAUAAUAAUUAUCCCGAGUGGGUAGCACCACAUAUAUGUAAAUUUCUAGAUGAUAAUUUACAAAGUAAAUUGUAAAUUAUUUAUUAUUUCUAUAAAAUAUAUAUAUUUUUAUAAAAUAAUUUUUAUUAUAUAACACUACAUAAAGGGGAUAUAUGAGAAUAUAAUUCAUAUUAAAU